UGUGCUGCUCUGGUUGGCGAAGACCAGCCUCUUUGCCCAGAUCUCCCAGAACUUGACCUCUCCGAACUAGAUGUGAACGACCUGGACGCAGACAGCUUUCUGGGGGGACUCAAGUGGUACAGCGACCAGUCGGAGAUCAUCUCCAAUCAGUACAGCAAUGAACCCGCCAAUAUAUUUGAGAAGAUAGAUGAAGAGAGUGAGGCAAACUUGCUAGCCGUUCUCACUGAAACACUGGACAGCAUCCCUGUGGAUGAGGAUGGAUUACCUUCAUUUGAUGCACUGACAGAUGGAGAUGUGACCAACGAAAAUGCCUCUAGCCCUUCCCCGAUGCCCGACGGCACCCCUCCAGCUCAGGAGGCAGAAGAGCCGUCUCUACUUAAGAAGCUCUUGCUGGCUCCAGCCAACACUCAGCUAAAUUACAAUGAAUGCAGUGGUCUCAGCACACAAAACCAUGCAAACACUAAUCACAGGAUCAGAACAAGCCCUGUGGUUGUUAAGACUGAGAAUUCAUGGAGCAAUAAAGCGAAGAGCAUUUGUCAACAGCAAAAGCCUCAAAGACGCCCCUGCUCUGAACUUCUCAAAUAUCUGACUACGAACGAUGACCCUCCUCAGACCAAACCAGCAGAGAACAGGAACAGCAGCAAAGAGAAAUGCACCUCCAAAAGGAAGCCCCAUCUGCAGUCUCAGACAAAUCAUCUGCAAGCCAAACCAACAAGUUUAUCACUUCCAUUGACACCCGAGUCACCAAAUGAUCCCAAGGGUUCCCCAUUUGAGAACAAGACUAUUGAACAAACCUUAAGUGUGGAACUCUCUGGAACUGCAGGCCUAACUCCACCUACAACCCCUCCUCAUAAAGCCAACCAGGAUAAUCCUUUUAGGACUUCACCUAAGCCGAAGUCAUCAUGCAAGACUGUUGUACCACCUUCAAAAAAGCCCCGCUAUAGUGAGUCUUCCGGUUCUCAAGGAAAUAACCCAACCAAGAAGGGUCCAGAACAGUCUGAGCUGUACGCACAGCUCAGCAAGACUACAGUACUGUCCAGUGGACAUGAGGAGAGAAAGACAAAACGGCCCAGUUUGCGGCUGUUUGGUGACCAUGACUACUGUCAAUCUGUGAAUUCAAAAUCGGAAAUACACAUUAAAAUAUCCCAGGAACUUCAGGACUCCAGACAACUCGAAUUUAAGGAUUCUUCACCUGGGUGGCAGUGUCAGAUUUGUUCUUCUUUAGAACAAGACCAGUAUUUCAAGAAAGAGACUUUACAGACAAGUAAGCAGGGAUCCCAUGGUAAUAGCAGAAAACAGCUCCAAGACCAGGAAAUUCGGGCUGAACUGAAUAAGCAUUUUGGUCACCCCAGCCAAGCUGUUUUUGAUGAAGAAGCAGAUAAGACCAGAGAACUAAGGGACAGUGAUUACAGUAAUGAACAAUUCUCCAAACUACCUAUGUUUAUAAAUUCAGGACUAGCAAUGGAUGGUCUCUUUGAUGACAGUGAAGAUGAAAGUGAUAAACUAUGCUACCCAUGGGAUGGGACACAAGCCUAUUCAUUAUUUGAUGUAUCGCCUUCUUGCUCUUCUUUUAACUCUCCAUGCAGAGAUUCAGUGUCUCCACCCAAAUCCUUAUUUUCUCAAAGAUCCCAAAGGACACGCUCUAGAUCAAGGUCCUUUCCUCAACGCAGGUCUUGUUCCCGUUCUCCAUAUUCCCGAUCGAGAUCAAGGUCGCCCUGUAGUAGAUCCUCUUCAAGAUCUUGUUGCUAUUAUGAGUCCAGCCACUGUAGACACCGAGCAUACAGAAGUUCUCCCUUACGUGCAAGAUCGCGAUCCAGAUCACCGUACGGUCGCAGACCCAGAUAUGACAGCUAUGAGGAAUAUCAGCAUGAAAAGCUGAAGAGGGAAGAAUACCGCAAAGAGUAUGAAAAACGGGAAUCUGAAAGGGCCAAACAAAGGGAGCGACAGAGGCAGAAAGCAAUUGAAGAACGUCGUGUGAUUUAUCUGGGUAAAAUCAGACCUGACACAACCCGAACAGAACUGAGGGACCGGUUUGAAGUUUUUGGUGAAAUUGAGGAGUGCACAGUAAAUUUGCGGGAUGAUGGAGACAGCUAUGGUUUCAUCACCUACCGCUAUACUUGUGACGCCUUUGCUGCUCUUGAAAAUGGAUACACUUUACGCAGGUCAAAUGAACCUGACUUUGAGCUGUACUUCUGUGGACGCAAGCAAUUUUGCAAGUCUAACUAUGCAGACCUAGAUUCAAACUCAGAUGAUUUUGAUCCUGCUUCCACUAAAAGCAAGUACGACUCCAUGGAUUUUGAUAGUUUACUUAAAGAGGCACAGCGGAGCCUGCGUAGGUAACAUGCAUCACACCUGAGGAAAACGGAGGGAUGGCGAAUACCUCACGGACAUCACGUCCUUCAACAAUGGACAAUUAAAACGUCAUACUUAGGAAUUUCUCCUACUUUACACUCUC
This is a messenger RNA of Eurypyga helias (sunbittern), 2455 nucleotides long. RefSeq names its product peroxisome proliferator-activated receptor gamma, coactivator 1 alpha (gene PPARGC1A). Gene Ontology annotation, molecular function: transcription factor binding; RNA binding. Lineage: Eukaryota; Metazoa; Chordata; Aves; Eurypygiformes; Eurypygidae. The record is from RefSeq and is a predicted model, not a curated record. The annotation marks the transcript as partial. Gene Ontology annotation, biological process: positive regulation of transcription by RNA polymerase II. Gene Ontology annotation, cellular component: nucleus. The transcript is spliced from 12 exons.